CAUUAAUCAAUAUAUAUGUUAAACCUUUCAGAAAUUGUUGCUGUUCUUAAGGGCCAUACGGGUCUAGUCAAGGGGGUUUCUUGGGAUCCUGUAGGGAAGUACGUUGCAUCCCAGUCAGAUGAUAAGAACUUACGAGUGUGGAGAACACAUGAUUGGCAGGAGGAGACUGUUGUUUCUGAGCCUUUUGAAGAAUGUGGUGGAACAACUCACAUCCUACGUUUGAGCUGGUCUCCCGACGGUCAGUAUCUCGUUUCUGCACAUGCCAUGAAUAACUCUGGCCCUACGGCACAGAUCAUUGAAAGGGAGGGUUGGAGGACUAACAAGGACUUUGUCGGCCACAGAAAAGCUAUAACCUGUGUUAAAUUCAACCCAAAUAUUUUAUCCAAAUUGAACAAAGAAACUGGAAAGGUGCAUCAUUUCUGUUGUUGUGCGAUAGGAAGUCGAGACCGAUCACUGUCUGUAUGGCUGACCUCGCUGAAAAGACCUUUGGUUGUUAUUCAUUCGUUGUUUUCUAAUUCAGUCUUAGAUGUGUCUUGGAGCCGAAUCGGUCACCAGUUACUUGUCUGUUCCUGGGAUGGAACCGUUGCGUAUGUGGAGUUCUCCGAGGAAGAAAUAGGAAAGCCAAUAUCUGAAGAUGAAAAGAAUCAACUUCACCAGAGACUGUAUGGGAAAAGUUUAGCAAUGACCAAUCAACUAACUACGUCAUCGGCCACAGUCAUAGAAAACCCUGAACUCCUGAAGAUGAGAGAAGAGCAGACACUUAAAACUGAAAAACCCAAAAAUGAAGUAAUUACAAAUGGUGUGAUGACAAAUCAACUGCUAGAUAGCAACAGUGGUUCAAAACAUCAAGACCAACAAAGCAAUCUUAGUAGAUCUAGCUAUGCUAGGGGACCUACAGAUGAGUAUAUUAGAUUAUGUAUUUGA
Messenger RNA from Limulus polyphemus (Atlantic horseshoe crab), 924 nucleotides. RefSeq names its product protein HIRA-like. The transcript has 9 exons. Lineage: Eukaryota; Metazoa; Arthropoda; Merostomata; Xiphosura; Limulidae. Gene Ontology annotation, biological process: DNA-templated transcription; chromatin organization. Gene Ontology annotation, cellular component: HIR complex; nucleus. Gene Ontology annotation, molecular function: protein binding; nucleosome binding. The record is from RefSeq and is a predicted model, not a curated record. The coding region runs from base 16 to 924 and encodes 302 amino acids.